Metarhizium acridum CQMa 102 is the source of this 1986-nucleotide messenger RNA. Lineage: Eukaryota; Fungi; Ascomycota; Sordariomycetes; Hypocreales; Clavicipitaceae. The record is from RefSeq and is a predicted model, not a curated record.
AUGUGGGAUGUGGCCUGGACAGACCCAAAACGAGAGCUAGUGGGCGAGCAUCGCGGGAGAAAGGACAAAGACAGGAGUGUCAAGGACAAGAGCCUAUCUCGAAACUCGGUCUCGACAACAAGCUCAAAGACAUCUACCCACUCUACAAUUUCUCGUCUUCGGGCCAGAGCGCUUCGGCAAUCAUCCUCUUCAAAAGAAUCCCCUAGGCAGAAUAUAAACCCGGACUCUGGGCCCCAGACCCCCGAUCGCUCCUUCAACAAUCGCUCUCCAUCGGUAAUGUCAGAUGCCGAGCAGAGACAAGUCAGUGGCCGCCCGAUCCUCAGCUGCUCUGACUUGCAGAUAGAAGUUACAUCACGAAAUGGAUCUUACUCAGUGGGGCGAAGCAAGUUUGCUGCCGUCAAAAUUACAAAAAACAAAGGUGAAUAUGGCAUGUCUGUGCGCAUUUUGUCUAUUUUUGCUCAUGCUGUUCGUGAAGAACUAGCUCCAGAAACAUCAGCCACAAUUGAGUCGUACGCUAGGCAGUCAGACGACAGUGACGUAUUUUCUACGAAAAGGAAGGAGAAAGAGGACACUACAUCUACAGAAUACAGAAAUGGAAAUUCGAAGCAGCGCAAUGGGGCCGGUAUCUGGCCGCAGCGCUCGUUUGAUCUCCAAAGCCCCAUAAGACAGUCGUUUGUAGCCAGUCCCUUGGUGUCGCCCAAGUCGCCAUCCAGAGUCCAUGGGUCAAGCCCAGUAUUGCCGCAGGAUGAGCCAGUAAUGUUGGUACCACCCCUGAGAUGUCAAAUACGACUACCACCCAAGCCAGCCCAGGAACCCUCUCCCAUCAACGAUUUAUCCUUGUGGCGCAGCCCGAGAGAAUGGAUUGCCACUACAGAAAUGGGGAACACAGUUCAAAUGAUCGAGACAGUGACCGGACUCAGAGCCAAGGAGCUAGAAACCACCUCGUUCGAGCCGUCGCCCGAUUCGUGGCAUCUACCGACAGAGGUGAAGCAGAUGGCCCAAGCUAAGCCUUCAACAGCGCUAUCCAAACUGAAAGCAUCAGCUGAGAACGCAUUGAGCUUGGAGGAAACCCAAAAAAUCAACGGGGAGAAGAAACGAUGGAUGCUCUCUGUCUUGCACCAUCUAGAUUGUGGCAACAGACACGACGCGAGUGGUUCAAGCACACUGAGAAACGGGCUCGAAAUACUAGAACAGACCAGGCGUCGAAAGAUUUUGGCAGCAUAUGAUCCUAGAUGUAAUGACUGGUCCUACCAAGCGCAACUUCUGUUAGACAAAGUGCUAACACUGACAGUAGUCUCGGCGCGCUACUUGGCUGCGUUGUGGCCCGAAAACACAAUUCAUCACCUGUCCGACAACCCACUCUCCUCAGACUCAGCACCGAAUAUUUGCGCUGUUUAUAGUCCGGAUGCGGUCUCGCCCUUGCCGGGAGCCCUUCGUAAUUUUGACGCUGCUUAUUCCAUGACAUUGCCUUCGCUCUGCCGCGAGUCGGAUAUCCCGACGGUUCUGAACAAUAUCAACAAAUGCCUAAGGUCCGGAGGAGUCUACCAUUUACUAUUGAUAGACCCCAUACCGAACACAGACGCGCUGGGGAAGAACAUGAGGGCUUGGUUUAGGAACCAUCUGCUGCAGAGACUUAGGCAGCAGUCACGAUGUCUUACCCCCAGCUACAUCUUUCCAAAAGCCCUUGGGGAAUCGUCGCUGCGGGGGCAUGGGAGCACCCUGACAACCACCAAGUUCUACGCGAACCCUCGGAAUAUAAGUCGCAGCCAGGAUGAAACCGACGAGGAAGCGAGGCAGGAGAGGGAAGGCAAAGAAACCAGGGCCGAGCUCAGGAGUAUUGUUGGGCGUAUGCUCUGGAGAGAAGUCUGGGGCGAGUUCGUCACGUCAGACACUUGGUGGUGGGAGGACCCGGAUUGCAUGCAGGAGUGCCUUGAACUGGGGACUUUCUGGGAGUAUUACUCAAUCCAGGCUGUGAAAUCGAAUUGA